AUGAGACUCUUGCUUCUGGUAGCAGUCAACCUACACACCGUGCUAGUUUCCUCGAGAAAACACGAUUCAGACUCAGAUGAGAGCAUCGAAAACCUUCUGUACUAUAAAGACUGCAACCACAAACCAAAGGAAUCCUCUCCAGCGCCAAACCUGAGAUCAGAAAUACAGCCGACACCAGUCAGGAAGCCAGACCCAUGUCCGUUCCCGAAGAUGUGCUGCAGCAUGAGCUGUGGAGACGACUGCGGCAGCCAGCAGUCGUAUCUCAGUCGCCAGAUGGAGCCACUACAGCAGAAUUUGCAGCCGAUACAACCCAUCUCCAGACAGUCCUCACUCCCAGCCCAACCACAAAUAAUGAGGGGUAGAAAGAAGAAGAUCAAACCCACGAUGGAAGAAAUGGGCUUGCAACUGCCCUUCGGAGCAAGAAAGAGUCUAGGGUUCACGAAAGAGAAGAUCAAAAGCCUGAUAUCACAGGACGCAGAUAUUAGGAAGAUCUUGAAAGACCUGGUUAGAGUGACUAUGCAGAAGGUCGAUCUGUUGGAGAUGGUCAAAGCCCGGAGGAGCAAUGCUGGGAGGAACUCGGAGACUUCAUUGAAUAGUGAUGAUUAUGAUAGUUAUAGGCAGGUACAAUAA
This is a messenger RNA of Ostrinia furnacalis (Asian corn borer), 630 nucleotides long. RefSeq lists its product as uncharacterized. The coding region runs from base 1 to 630 and encodes 209 amino acids. The record is from RefSeq and is a predicted model, not a curated record. NCBI's taxonomy places the organism in Eukaryota, Metazoa, Arthropoda, Insecta, Lepidoptera, Crambidae. The transcript is spliced from 2 exons.